AUGGCGGCGUCGUGUAUAAUCGCACUGCUUCUAACGGGCAGCUGCCACUAUCGAGGCUCCGCAGGGGCAGCCGCAGUGGUAACCACUCCACGAACACCUUCGCCAAAGGUUCCGCCGACUCUCCCCGCGAGGCGCACACCUGGCGGCAGAAACGGUGCGGCUGGGGGAACCGCCACGUGGCAGCAGCCCAGGGAUUCGUUGCAGCCGGAGCUGACGCUCCUCGCGAACAACUCGUACGGCGCGCGUUGCCUGGACGGCAGCCCCCCUGGGUACUACUUCCGCCCGGGUUCGGGGGAGGGCGCGGACGCGUGGCACGUGCACCUGCCCAUGGGGGGAUGGUGCUUCAACCGCAGUGCGCUGAUCGCGCUGAGACCUUUCCGCCUCCCUUUCCCACCUGCCCAUGGGGGGAUGGUGCUUCAACCCCAGUGCGCUGAUCGCGCUUUGCCCUUGCCAUACGUCAUGCACUCUGCCCUUGCCAUACCUCAUGCGCUCUGCCCUUGCCAUACCUCAUGCGCUCUGCCCUUGCCAUACCUCAUGCGCUCUGCCCUUGCCAUACCUCAUGCGCUCUGCCCUUGCCAUACCUCAUGCGCUCUGCCCUUGCCAUACCUCAUACGCUCUGCCCUUGCCGUACCUCAUACGCUCUGCCCUUGCCGUACCUCAUACGCUCUGCCCUUGCCGUACCUCAUGCGCUCUGUCGCUUCCAGUCUCCUCUCUAUGCGCCCCUCCAUACUCCCUUCCAUACUCCCAUCCGUUCUCUCCAGCUACUUGGCCAACAACCGUCUCAGCGGCAGUCUGCCGUCUGCCAUCAGUCGCCUGGAGAAGCUGCAACAGAUCUGGCUGGACAACAACAGCAUCGAGGGCCCUCUGCCAUCCGCCAUUUGCUCGCUGCCCUGGCUGUGGCGCAUGUGA
Molecule: messenger RNA, 909 nt
Organism: Closterium sp. Naga37s-1
Lineage: Eukaryota; Viridiplantae; Streptophyta; Zygnematophyceae; Desmidiales; Closteriaceae
Source: the annotation of a GenBank genome assembly